Caenorhabditis bovis is the source of this 756-nucleotide messenger RNA. Lineage: Eukaryota; Metazoa; Nematoda; Chromadorea; Rhabditida; Rhabditidae. The record is from the annotation of a GenBank genome assembly.
AUGACGACUCCGAGAAGAAUCAGAUUUAGAAACAGAAAAUCGAAUAGUAUUCAAAAUGUACCCUCAAUAUCUAUUCCUUCUCAAGUUUUUGGAAACACGCAAAGCAUCAAUGCCAUUCUACCACCGAGAGUGCCAACACCAUUACCAAGGAUGUCGGGAAAAGAUAAAAUGGAGAAGCUACGAAAAUACAAAGGAAACAUGUUCACUUUCAGAUACAUCCUCGCUCAUAUUCUGAAUGAGCAAAAAAAACAAGAAUCGAAAGGAAAAAAUAAUGAUUACUCAUUGGUUGCCAUAAUGAAAGAGGAACACGAUGCUAGGGAAUAUUAUGGCAAAAAAAAUCAGCACAUGUCUUUAGGGAAAGAAACACGGAAUGAGAAUGUCGAAUUUGAGACACAUUUAAUUCACGUCGAUUUUCAAAAUCCUGAAGGAUAUCGUGAAUUGAACGAUCUUUGUAUUGCUUCUAUCAAAGUUUUGAUGACGGAUAAUACACUGGAUAGCAAAACUUUGAAUGCAAUCAAAUACUUUAAGUCAAAUUGCGCGAAGAAAGCAAAUAAGCGUUUGAUGAGGCACUUUGACAAUCAAUGUACCGUCGGAGUUUCAGUAUUUGAAUACAAUGGCGACGAGCAAACAAUCAAAACUAUGUGCUUGAAAGCUUACGAUGACCUAGGACUCCAACAUCAAGCCCAAUUUAUCAUACUGUUUGUUGGAACGAUUUUUGUACUAGUAAUCUUGGGAAAACUGUCGAAAACGCUCUAA